Dimorphilus gyrociliatus is the source of this 1271-nucleotide messenger RNA. The record is from the annotation of a GenBank genome assembly. NCBI's taxonomy places the organism in Eukaryota, Metazoa, Annelida, Polychaeta, Dinophilidae.
AUAUCGACUGGAGACUUUUAUGCGCCAUUUUUUCUCCAUAUUGAAUUUCGUUCUGGUUUGUUUUGAUAGCUCGGAAACUGAUUAAUUUACUAACGGAUAUAAUCGAAUAAAUGGACAAUACGUCCAUUAUAACGCAGGUGAAUAGGGAUGAGGAGCAGUUCGGACCAUAUGGAAGUUCAAGUAAAUUUUUCUUAAUUUUGUUCGUACCCUAGCACUAGGAGUGUUUGACUUGCUAAGAAGUGUAAAUAAGAUGUAAAAUUCAAUCGUAAUAUACGUUCUCGCAGUGAAAAUCGGGUAUUUUCAUUAAAAUUUUCCAAAAAUAGGCGCCAAUCAACUGGCAGUCGAAGUGAAUUUUGAACCUGAUAGGAAAGAAUUUAUUGAUUUCACAGCUCUUUUUUGAGAUAACACUCGAUUGAUGAUAAAGGUGCAUUGCUAGAAUUUGCAAUUUAGCAAUUCAAACUAAAAUGUUAAGCGCACCAGUUAAGUUAUAUCCAACUUUUACUGCAACGUCGCCACGCCCAUCUUCGAAUAGCAUAUUGCCACUUUCUACUACAACACCAAAGCAGACAAAACCAAGAAGUAGAAGUUUCUGGCGUUCUCUAUUUACUUGCUGCACGGGCCGUAAUCAAACGCCCGACCCGGCUACACAUCAACCAAAUGGACAUGCAGCACCGAGUCAGAUUCGGCCCCUUCUUGGACCUCCGAGACGAGAUGAUACGAAUAAGAAGUGUGUAAUUAUAGACUUGGACGAGACAUUAGUUCAUAGCUCCUUUAAACCCGUACAAGAUGCGGAUUUCAUUGUACCUGUAGAUAUCGAAGGAACAGUGCACCAAGUUUAUGUUCUUAAAAGACCAUAUGUGGAUGAAUUCUUGCAAAAAAUGGGACAACUUUUCGAAUGUGUCCUCUUUACCGCCUCUCUAGCUAAAUACGCUGACCCCGUUGCUGAUCUGCUAGACAAGUGGGAUGUAUUUAGAACCAGGCUCUUCCGCGAAUCCUGUGUCUUUCAUCGCGGAAACUACGUUAAAGAUUUAAGUCGUUUAGGACGAGAAAUUGAACAGAUUGCUAUUGUCGAUAAUUCACCGGCAUCUUACUUAUUUCAUCCUGAUAAUGCUAUCCCAGUGGCUUCGUGGUUCGAUGAUUCAGGUGACACGGAGCUUCUAGAUUUAAUACCAUUCAUGGAAGGCUUAGCAAAAGUAGACAAUGUUAUCGAAUUUUUAAAGAAUGCGAACCAUAAUAUACCUCACGCAUCGCACUCCAAUGGAACAUCCUAG